CUCCACAGCCCAUAGAUGAUAAUCUCGCUGGAGGAGAUCUCAAAUCUCAAUCCCCUCUUCAUUCCCCGAAGUCGAACUCAACACUCCGCUAGGGCUCUUCCUAGUUCCCCCUCGUUGCAUCGUCCCUCCUACCUCGAUCUCUUCUUCGAUCACUCCACUACCAUCGACAAAACCCUAAUCGCGAUGAGGUCGAUCGCGGCGGCGGCGGCGGGGAUGGCGCGGGCGCGGCUGAGGGCGGCGGCGCGCGCGCGGGGAGGCGGCGGCGGCGAGGGCGCGGGGCGGUGGACAAGCCCGGGCACGGAGGAGGGCCCCAGGGGAUACCUCUUCAACCGCACGCCCGCGCCCCCCGGGGAGUCGCGGAAAUGGGAGGAUUGGGAGCUCCCCUGCUACAUCACCUCCUUCCUCACCAUCGUCAUCCUCGGCGUCGGCCUCAACGCCAAGCCCGAUCUCACCCUCGAGACCUGGGCCCACCAGAAGGCCCUCGAGCGCCUCCAGAAGCAGGAGCAGAUCGCCGCCGCCGAAGCUGAGUGAUCGGCCGCUCGGAUCGGCCCCUCUGUUUCUCCGGGUCACGGUACGGAACAUGUUCUGGGGUCACCUCUUUGUUUCCUUUUGUGAUGAUGGAGUAUAAUUACAGUUUAGAUCUAAUAAGAUGAUGGAACGUGUAAUUUGGAACAAUCUUGGUGACAAUACUCAUUAAUGCGUGUGUUUGCUGUUGCCAUAUGCAAAUUGAUCUUUAUAUUUAAAUUGUGUAUCUUUUUUCUUUGGAGUUGAAUGGAAGAGAAUGAUGUGUUUUACACAUA
Molecule: messenger RNA, 800 nt
Organism: Ananas comosus (pineapple)
Lineage: Eukaryota; Viridiplantae; Streptophyta; Magnoliopsida; Poales; Bromeliaceae
Exons: 1
Coding region: 16-531 (171 amino acids)
Source: RefSeq, a predicted model, not a curated record